AUGAACGUCUCUGAUGCUGAACAAGCUGUCGGCAGCGCCCGACCCUCGCUCUACGAGAAGUCGCACUCCAGACAAUCCAGCAUAUCCACCCAUCCAGAUACCGAGAAUCCCGGUGACCUUGUAACACGGACGCAACAGUGCCGAAUUCUGGCCUCGACCUGUCUGAUGGCUUUUACGUUAGUAGGCCUCAACCAGGCCUUUGGAGUGUUCCAAGCACACUACGGACGAAAAGCGUCUGCCAUAGAAGGCGUCCUUCUUCAGAUGGAGCUAUCUCAACGCCCGUUGAUCUCGGCGAUAGGGUCGUUAGGAAAUGGAGGGCUCUUCGCCGCCUUUGGAGUGCUCUAUUACCCGCAUCUUCCCCAAUUAGGAGGCCAUGUCAGAUAUCUGUGCGGACUAGGCACGGCUUUGAUUGCGAUCGGAUUCGCAGCUGCUGCAGGAAGCCACAAUCUAGCAACACUUGUUGCGUGUCAGGGACUCCUGGUCGGCCUUGGAGCCGGCAUUCACAUCUAUCUUCUUGGGCCCAUAUUACCGGAAUACUUCUCACAGCGGAGCGGCCUCGCACAGGGUAUCAUGUUUGCAUGCGCGGCUCUAGGGAGCACGGUAUGGGUCUUCGCACUGACCGAGUCACUUGAGACCCUCGGUAUCCGGUGGACAUUAGGAAUACUCUCCAUGUUCAGCCUCGCAGUCCUGUCCAUUUCUAGUGCGCUCGCCCUCCCACCCCGAAAGUUCGAAAGGCGGUCUACCGAUAUAGUCAGUUGGAAGGUCUUCAAGGAUCCGCUUUUCGCUUCACUCGCAGUCGCAAACCUAGUACAUCCGUUGACGAUGGCAAUACCCAUGGUGUUUGGACCUGAGUUUGCCCAGUCUAUAGGAACAGGUAUCACCCAUGGAUCAUAUCUUUUGGCCAUCAACACAGGAGUAGGGAUCCCGGGAAGACUAUGCACCGGCUGGCUGUCAGACAAGAUUGGACACCUGAAUAUGCUCGUUGUUGCCACUGCGGUGUACGUUAUCGCAACGUGGGCAUUCUGGCUAUCUGCCGCAAUGACGAGCAACGUGGGACUCUACAUCGGUAUGAGUGUCUGCCACGGGCUGAGCAACGGCGUCUUUAACGUCGUCAUCAACUCGGCACAGAAGAUGCUGUUUGGCUCCGAGAUGUACUAUCCCAAAAGUGGUAUGAUGACCAGUAUACGCGGAGUCGGUUUUGUCAUCAGCGCACCGAUAGCAGGUGCGUUGGUGUCGAGAGUCGCCGAUAUAGACUUGCAGGGCAGAGACUUUGUCAGGUUGAUUGUUUAUACCGGAACCUUGUUGACGAUCUCGCUAUUCUGUCUCCUGAACGUUCGAUGGUUGGAUGCGAAGAAGAACGGGUGGAAGCUGGUUCGUUAG
Alternaria rosae is the source of this 1380-nucleotide messenger RNA. Its product is annotated as major facilitator superfamily domain-containing protein. Gene Ontology annotation, biological process: transmembrane transport. Gene Ontology annotation, cellular component: fungal-type vacuole membrane. Bases 1 to 1380 code for a protein of 459 amino acids. Gene Ontology annotation, molecular function: transmembrane transporter activity. NCBI's taxonomy places the organism in Eukaryota, Fungi, Ascomycota, Dothideomycetes, Pleosporales, Pleosporaceae. The record is from RefSeq and is a predicted model, not a curated record. The transcript is spliced from 3 exons.